GACCAACAUUCAGCGCAGAGCCACACCAUAGGAAUUUGAAAGAGUUCUUUUGGAAGACUGUCCAGCAAGAUGUCCAAGAUCACAGUCGCCGGAGUGCGCCAGAAUGUUGAGCAGCUGCUCAACUACUCUCAGAAUGAGAAGAAGAGAAACUUCCUCGAGACCGUCGAGCUUCAGAUCGGUCUGAAGAACUACGACCCCCAGCGUGACAAGCGUUUCUCCGGCACCAUCAAGCUGCCCACCAUCCCCCGCCCCAACAUGAGCAUCUGUGUUCUCGGUGACCAGCACGAUCUCGACCGUGCCAAGCACUUCGGUGUUGACGCCAUGUCCGCUGAUGACCUCAAGAAGCUGAACAAGAACAAGAAGCUCAUCAAGAAGCUUGCUCGCAAGUACGAUGCCUUCGUCGCUUCCGACUCCCUCAUCAAGCAGAUCCCCCGUCUCUUGGGUCCUGGUCUUUCCAAGGCCGGAAAGUUCCCUACCCCCGUCUCCCACGCUGAGGACUUGGCUGGCAAGAUCAACGAGAUCAAGGCCACCAUCAAGUUCCAGCUGAAGAAGGUUCUCUGCUUGGGUGUUGCCGUCGGCAACGUUGGCAUGACCGAGGAUGAGCUCGUCGCCAACACCAUGUUGGCCAUCAACUACCUCGUUUCCCUGCUCAAGAAGGGCUGGCAGAACGUCGGUAGCCUUGUCCUCAAGGCUACCAUGUCUCCUCCCAAGCGUCUCUACUAAGGGGCUCUUAACGCUUUGCUGCGCUGGAGGCUUGGAGGGAUUAUCAAGGUUUGGGAUUGUAUAGGCCUUAGUUGACUCUACGGGAAAUGUGACCCAUGACUUUAUUUCCCUCAAUUGCGC
Aspergillus aculeatus ATCC 16872 is the source of this 843-nucleotide messenger RNA. RefSeq names its product 60S ribosomal protein uL1. NCBI's taxonomy places the organism in Eukaryota, Fungi, Ascomycota, Eurotiomycetes, Eurotiales, Aspergillaceae. The coding region runs from base 70 to 723 and encodes 217 amino acids. Gene Ontology annotation, biological process: translation. The transcript has 4 exons. Gene Ontology annotation, cellular component: large ribosomal subunit. Gene Ontology annotation, molecular function: RNA binding; structural constituent of ribosome. The record is from RefSeq and is a predicted model, not a curated record.